UUGUUUUGCCUGCUUGGCAGCAGCACAUCAAGCACUUCUUCUCAUCACUUUGGCUCCUUUUCAGCCGCAUUCGAGCCUUCAUUUCGCACGCACACCUUGGAGAGGACACAGCGGCUGCGUUGCCAUGGCAACGUUUGCAGAGUACAUGGCGCAAAACGAGGAGCGCGACGGCGUGCGCUUCAGCUGGAACGUGUGGCCGUCCAGCCGCCUGGAGGCCACCCGCAUGGUGGUUCCGGUGGCGGCUCUCUUCACGCCGCUCAAGGAGCGCCCGGACCUGCCGCCCAUCCAGUACGAACCGGUUAUGUGCAGCCGCGCCACCUGCCGCGCCGUGCUCAACCCGCUCUGCCAGGUGGACUACCGGGCCAAGCUGUGGGCGUGUAACUUCUGCUACCAGAGGAACCAGUUACCGCCGUCCUACUCCGGUAUCUCAGAAGUCAACCAACCGGCCGAGCUGCUUCCUCAGUUCUCCACCAUCGAGUACGUGGUCCAGCGCGGCCCGCUCAUGCCGCUGGUCUUCCUCUACGUGGUGGACACCUGCAUGGACGACGAGGACCUGCAGGCCUUGAAGGAGUCCCUGCAGAUGUCCUUGUCCCUCCUGCCGCCCACGGCACUGGUCGGCCUCAUCACCUUGGGCCGCAUCGUCCACGUGCACGAGCUGGGCUGUGAGGGCGUGUCCAAGAGCUACGUCUUCAAAGGCACCAAAGACCUGAGCGCCAAACAGCUGCAGGAGUUUCUGGGUCUGAGCAAAGCCGUGGCGUCUCAGGGACGAGGACCUCAACCUGCCCAACAGCCGCAGUCCAACAGAUUCCUGCAGCCGCUCCAAAAAGUGGACAUGAACCUGACAGACCUUCUGGGGGAUGUUCAGAGAGACUGUUGGCCCGUGGUCCAGGGCAGGCGUCCUCUGCGCUCGCUGGGCGUGGCCAUGUCCAUCGCUGUGGGCCUGCUGGAGUGCGCCUUUCCCAACACGGGUGCUCGCAUCAUGACCUUCGUCGGGGGUCCGGCCACGCAGGGUCCCGGCAUGGUGGUGGGGGACGAUCUGAAGACACCCAUCAGGUCUUGGCAUGACAUCGAAAAAGAUAAUGCCAAGUUCAUGAAGAAGGCCUCCAAGCAUUACGAGGCGUUGGCCAACAGGGCAUCUGCUAACGGUCAUGUGAUGGACAUCUAUGCGUGUGCACUUGACCAGACUGGACUUCUGGAGAUGAAGUGCUGCGCCAACAACACAGGAGGCUACAUGGUGAUGGCUGACUCCUUCAACACGUCGUUGUUCAAACAAACCUUCCAAAGAGUUUUCACCAAAGACGUUCAGGGCUGCUUCAAGAUGGCCUUCGGCGCCACGCUGGAAGUCAAGACGUCCAGAGAGAUCAAAGUGUCCGGUGCCAUCGGACCCUGCGUGUCCCUCCACGCCAAAGGACCCUGCGUCUCUGAAAACGAGAUCGGCUGUGGUGGAAGCUGUCAAUGGAAGAUGUGCGCCUUGGACCCCAGCACCACCGUGGCGCUGUACUUUGAGGUGGUCAAUCAGCACAAUGCACCGAUCCCCCAAGGAGGUCGUGGAGCUCUGCAGUUUGUCACCCACUACCAACACUCGUCAGGACUAAGACGCAUCCGAGUGUCAACCAUCGCCAGGAACUGGGCGGACGCUCAGACUCAGAUCCAGACCAUCGCCGCCUCCUUUGAUCAAGAGGCGGCCGCCAUCUUGAUGGCCAGGCUGGCGGUGUAUCGUGCAGAGACGGAGGAGGGGCCAGAUGUUCUCAGGUGGUUGGACCGACAACUCAUCAGACUGUGCCAGAAGUUUGGAGAUUACCACAAAGACGACCCCAACUCCUUCAGAUUCUCGGAGACCUUCUCCUUGUACCCCCAGUUCAUGUUCCACCUGAGGCGCUCGCCCUUCCUGCAGGUGUUCAACAACAGUCCAGACGAGAGUUCUUACUACCGACACCAGUUCAACCGCCAGGACCUGACCCAGGCGCUCAUCAUGAUCCAGCCUGUGCUCUACGCCUACUCCUUCAAUGGUCCACCAGAGCCCGUCUUGUUGGACAGCAGCAGCAUCCUUCCAGACCGCAUCCUGCUCAUGGACACCUUCUUCCAGAUCCUCAUCUACCACGGAGAGACGGUGUCCCAGUGGAGGAAGGCGGGCUACCAGGACAUGUCUGAGUACGACAACUUCCGACACCUUCUUCAGGCCCCAGUGGACGACGCCCAGGAACUGUUGCACGCUCGCUUCCCCAUGCCCAGGUACAUCGACACGGAACAUGGCGGCAGCCAGGCUCGCUUCCUGCUGUCCAAGGUGAAUCCGUCACAGACACACAACAACAUGUAUGCGUGGGGGGGCCAGGAGGCGGGAUCUGCCAUCCUGACAGAUGAUGUCAGCCUGCAGGUGUUCAUGGACCACCUGAAGAAGCUGGCCGUGUCCAGCGCCGCCUGACCACCUCCAUCCAUCCAUGGAUGAUGAUGUUAUCCUGCAGGUGUUCAUGGACCACCUGAAGAAGCUGCCCGUGUCCAGCGCCGCCUGACCACCUCCAUCCAUCCAUGGAUGAUGAUGUCAUCCUGCAGGUGUUCAUGAACCACCUGAAGAAGCUGCCACCUUCAUCCAUCCAUGGAUGAUGACGUCAUCCUGCAGGUGUUCAUGGACCACCUGAAGAAGCUGCCUCCUUCAUCCACGGAUGAUGAUGUCAGCCUGCAGGUGUUCAAGGACCACCUGAAGAAGCUGCCACCUUCAUCCAUCAAUGGAUGAUGAUGUUCUCCUGCAGGUGUUCAUGGACCACCUGAAGAAGCUGCCACCUUCAUUCAGCCAUGGAUGAUGAUGUCAGCCUGCAGGUGUUCAUGGAUCACCUGAAGAAGCUGCCUCCUUCAUCCAUGGAUGAUGAUGUCAGCCUGCAGGUGUUCAUGGACCACCUGAAGAAGCUGCCACCUUCAUCCAUCCAUGGAUGAUGUCAUCCUGCAGGUGUUCAUGGACCACCUGAAGAAGCUGCCACCUUCAUCCAUGGAUGGAUGGUGAUGUCAUCCUGCAGGUGUUCAUGGACCACCUGAAGAAGCUGCCCUUUUCAUCCAUGGAUGAUGAUGUCAGCCUGCAGGUGUUCAUGAACCACCUGAAGAAGCUGCCUCCUUCAUCCACGGAUGAUGAUGUCAGCCUGCAGGUGUUCAAGGACCACCUGAAGAAGCUGCCACCUUCAUCCAUCAAUGGAUGAUGAUGUUCUCCUGCAGGUGUUCAUGGACCACCUGAAGAAGCUACCACCUUCAUCCAUCAAUGGAUGAUGAUGUUCUCCUGCAGGUGUUCAUGGACCACCUGAAGAAGCUGCCACCUUCAUCCAGCCAUGGAUGAUGAUGUCAGCCUGCAGGUGUUCAUGGAUCACCUGAAGAAGCUGCCUCCUUCAUCCAUGGAUGAUGAUGUCAGCCUGCAGGCGUUAAUGGACCACCUGAAGAAGCUGCCACCUUCAUCCAUCCAUGGAUGAUGUCAUCCUGCAGGUGUUCAUGGACCACCUGAAGAAGCUGCCACCUUCAUCCAUGGAUGGAUGAUGAUGUCAUCCUGCAGGUGUUCAUGGACCACCUGAAGAAGCUGCCCUUUUCAUCCAUGGAUGAUGAUGUCAGCAUGCAGUUGUUCAUGGAUCACCUGAAGAAGCUGCCACCUUCAUCCAUGGAUGGAUGAUGACGUCAUCCUGCAGGUGUUCGUGGACCACCUGAAGAAGCUGCCCCCUUCAUCCAUGGAUGAUAAUGUCAGCCUGCAGGUGUUCAUGGACCACCUGAAGAAGCUGACACCUUCAUCCAUCCAUGGAUGAUGAUGUCAUCCUGCAGGUGUUCAUUGACCACCUGAAGAAGCUGCCACCUUCAUCCAUGAAUGGAUGAUGACGUCAUCCUACAGGUGUUCAUGAACCACCUGAAGAAGCUGCCCACUUCAUCCAUGGAUGAUGAUGUCAGCCUGCAGGUGUUCAUGGACUACCUGAAGAAGCUGACAACUUCAUCCAUCCAUGGAUGAAGAUGUCAUCCUGCAGGUGUUCAUGGACCACCUGAAGAAGCUGACACCUUCAUCCAUCCAUGGAUGAAGAUGUCAUCCUGCAGGUGUUCAUGGACCACCUGAAGAAGCUGACACCUUCAUCCUUCCAUCUGCUGGUCACACGUGACCCAUCCCCCACUGACGGCCAUCUUCUUUUCAUCCCUUUUCUUGUCAAACUUUUGUCUCUGCCCGUGUUGCCAUGGUGACAUCGGGCCUCCCUGAGGGUUGCCAUGGUAACGUUACAGUCAUGUGACCAGACAAAGUGUGGCUCGUAGAUAAGACAAAGAUCAGGAAGGGACCCUCCAAAAUAAAAAGCAUGUAUGUCGUUACUAUGACAACAGCACAAUAUCCCUCCCACAACCUUCUCACUUCCUCUCUUUCUUUAAACACUUCCUGCAGGAAACAGGAACUGUCUGGGUCUCCAUGCCAAUCAGCGUGUGUGUGUGUGUGUGUGUGUGUGUGUGUGUGUGUGAGUGUGUGGAAUGUGUCUGACACACACACACAGACACACACACGUCCUAUCAGUAUUUAUCCUGUGUGUGUGUGUUUAUGACACACACACAUGACAUGUCAACAACAACAACAAAUGUACAAAUUGUAUUCUUACUACUUUCAAGUGCCCACUUGGAAAGAAAAGAUGGCAGCGGAAGGAAAGGCGGAAGUCAUGUGACUAAAUAAAUGACCACAACACA
Nerophis lumbriciformis (worm pipefish) is the source of this 4680-nucleotide messenger RNA. It is a transcript of the gene sec23a, whose product is annotated as Sec23 homolog A, coat complex II component. Gene Ontology annotation, molecular function: zinc ion binding; GTPase activator activity. Gene Ontology annotation, biological process: COPII-coated vesicle budding; COPII-coated vesicle cargo loading; endoplasmic reticulum to Golgi vesicle-mediated transport. Lineage: Eukaryota; Metazoa; Chordata; Actinopteri; Syngnathiformes; Syngnathidae. Gene Ontology annotation, cellular component: endoplasmic reticulum exit site; COPII vesicle coat. The record is from RefSeq and is a predicted model, not a curated record.